UUGAAAAAUCGACUGGAAAAUGCCUGGGUGUUUUUCAAGAUUGAUGGAGAGAGUGCGAGGACGUGGGCAGCCUUCUGCGUCGACAGGUUGUUUAAAUUCAUUUGUGGGUUGUUUUUGUUGUCUUUUUCCGUUUUGCAGGGUUCGCGAUUGUCGGGAGGUGGACAGCGACAGCGACUUCGAAGAGGAAUCAAAUGUACUGGAUGAGGUCCAGUUGGAUGUGCCACUGCUGCCAGUCAUCCUUGAUGUCCAGGAUGCUGCUAUCAUCCUUGAGGAUGUGCCAGAUGUACCGACUAUCCUUGAGGAGGCCACUGGUAAUUGGCAGUUGAUACCGAUUAGGUUCAGCCCCCUGUACUGUGGGCCUGUUGUGAUCAGAAACCAUGCCGGUCCGGUGGCUAAAGCUUGGAGAACUUUCCAGUUCAUCAGCCCCAUUAUCACCUAUAUGCGUGGGGGAUCCCAGCAGGUGGUGGUGAGGAUGCACCAUGUGAGUAGGGUUCGAGGCCUGGAGACUCAACUGGUGUGGGCCAUCUCCAGGGAGACAGCCAGACUUAGUUCAGAGGGCAUCCCCUACUGUGCCACCAAGGUUCAGUCCGUCACUUGGAUUCUGUAUGUGGCUGGCAGGGUGACCCAGUAUGCUUCUCACCUCCGCCAUGAGACGUCUGUGGACGUGACCCUUGGCUGCUACCAGCAGACUGAUGUCUCGGUGGUGUAUGCCACUCUCCACAUGGGGCCGGAUGGGCUGCUCUCCUCCUCGGUGUGGUCGGAGGCUGCCUCCGUGUCUACGCCCACCAAUCAGCAGUUCACUGAGCCAGAGCCUGAAUGCCACAACUGCUAUGAGGGCUGGGAGGAGGACCUGCUGCCUGAGGAGAGGGAGGUUCCUCUGCUAAACCUCUACCUUACCACCAAGAGAGUGGAGGACAUCGCCUUGAGGCUCGUCUCCCUGCGCCAGGCCUUCACUACCCUGCUUGGUUCCACCCUGAGCAGGAACCAUCUGUUUGUGGCAGGAAAGGUCCUAUUGGGCGCACUGGUUCAAGCCCACCACAUGGACGAGGCCGAAUUCAUCCGUGCCUAUAACGACUUUGUGGACUACCUGAGUGACCCCUCCAAGCAGAUUGACAUUGAGAGGGAGCUGGCUGAGGCAAAGAUCCAUCAUGUUAACCUGAUAGAUGUCCUUUUUGAACUGGUGCUAUUUGGGCUGAUGACAGCUCAGAAGUCCCUGAUGGUGCACCCUGGUGGGUUCAUGGAGCGUCUGUACGCUCUCCUGUACUCCUUCCUGCCCGUAGCUGCCAGCAUUGAGCCAAAGGCCGAGAGAUACCUGCUGCUGCUCAAUGAUUCUUGCGACACUUUGCCACCACACAGGGGUCUAGACACAAAUGCACUACAUUACUUUGCACUGAAUUUUACAUUUUUAAAUAAAAUAACUAGUAGUUCAAAAAAGAGUCUAGAGAUGGGACUGAGCUUGGUGGGAACCUCACCCGGCUUCAAAAGGGUUCGCGAUUGUCGGGAGGUGGACAGCGACUUCGAAGAGGAAUCAAAUGUACUGGAUGAGGUCCAGUUGGAUGUGCCACUGCUGCCAGUCAUCCUUGAUGUCCAGGAUGCUGCUAUCAUCCUUGAGGAUGUGCCAGAUGUACCGACUAUCCUUGAGGAGGCCACUGGUAAUUGGCAGUUGAUACCGAUUAGGUUCAGCCCCCUGUACUGUGGGCCUGUUGUGAUCAGAAACCAUGCCGGUCCGGUGGCUAAAGCUUGGAGAACUUUCCAGUUCAUCAGCCCCAUUAUCACCUAUAUGCGUGGGGGAUCCCAGCAGGUGGUGGUGAGGAUGCACCAUGUGAGUAGGGUUCGAGGCCUGGAGACUCAACUGGUGUGGGCCAUCUCCAGGGAGACAGCCAGACUUAGUUCAGAGGGCAUCCCCUACUGUGCCACCAAGGUUCAGUCCGUCACUUGGAUUCUGUAUGUGGCUGGCAGGGUGACCCAGUAUGCUUCUCACCUCCGCCAUGAGACGUCUGUGGACGUGACCCUUGGCUGCUACCAGCAGACUGAUGUCUCGGUGGUGUAUGCCACUCUCCACAUGGGGCCGGAUGGGCUGCUCUCCUCCUCGGUGUGGUCGGAGGCUGCCUCCGUGUCUACGCCCACCAAUCAGCAGUUCACUGAGCCAGAGCCUGAAUGCCACAACUGCUAUGAGGGCUGGGAGGAGGACCUGCUGCCUGAGGAGAGGGAGGUUCCUCUGCUAAACCUCUACCUUACCACCAAGAGAGUGGAGGACAUCGCCUUGAGGCUCGUCUCCCUGCGCCAGGCCUUCACUACCCUGCUUGGUUCCACCCUGAGCAGGAACCAUCUGUUUGUGGCAGGAAAGGUCCUAAUGGGCGCACUGGUUCAAGCCCACCACAUGGACGAGGCCGAAUUCAUCCGUGCCUAUAACGACUUUGUGGACUACCUGAGUGACCCCUCCAAGCAGAUUGACAUUGAGAGGGAGCUGGCUGAGGCAAAGAUCCAUCAUGUUAACCUGAUAGAUGUCCUUUUUGAACUGGUGCUAUUUGGGCUGAUGACAGCUCAGAAGUCCCUGAUGGUGCACCCUGGUGGGUUCAUGGAGCGUCUGUACGCUCUCCUGUACUCCUUCCUGCCCGUAGCUGCCAGCAUUGAGCCAAAGGCCGAGAGAUGCCUGCUGCUGCUCAAUGUAAGAUUCAAGAGUUUACUUCCCUAUUCCUAGUUUACUUCCUCUUUACUUUUUCAUGAAUAACAGGGUUUCAAUGCCAUUUUACAAGGAGUAACUCUCAUUGUCUCUCUGCUCUUGAUAAGCUAGUAACUCAGAGCCAUUAUCUAUGUGUUGUGUGGUGUUCUCUUCAGGGCGGGCUGAUGGCUCUGCUUGAUGACAUGUUUGGGCAGCAGCUGGCCUGGUACUUUAACCCAGUGUCUCUGGUCACUGAGCUCUCCAACCUCCUGGAGUACCACCUGGAGAACCUCAUGGCCAGCAUGUAGUCCUACUGCAGAGAUCUGAAAGGCCCAUAUUCACUCCAAUGAUUCCCACAGUGGUGGACCAUUCUUUAUACACAUACUACCUUACACCGU
Oncorhynchus kisutch (coho salmon) is the source of this 3060-nucleotide messenger RNA. RefSeq lists its product as uncharacterized. Bases 20 to 2701 code for a protein of 893 amino acids. The record is from RefSeq and is a predicted model, not a curated record. The transcript has 28 exons. Lineage: Eukaryota; Metazoa; Chordata; Actinopteri; Salmoniformes; Salmonidae. Gene Ontology annotation, biological process: mitochondrial fusion.